ACAGCCCCCCCCGCCAUGGCGGGCACCCUCCCGGCCUUCAUCCUCCUCCUCACCGCCCUCACCCCCCUGGCAGCUGAGGAAGUGGUGCUGCUGGACUUCGCCAAGGCGCAGGGGGAGCUGGGGUGGCUCACACACCCCUACGGCAAAGGGUGGGACCUGCUGCAGAACGCCUUCAACGACUCCUUGAUCUACAUCUACUCGGUGUGCAACGUGCUGGAGGGCGAGCAGGAGAACUGGCUGCGCACCAACUGGAUCUACCGCGGGGUGGCCCAGCGCAUCUUCAUCGAGCUGCAGUUCACCGUCCGCGACUGCAACAGCUUCCCCGCGGCCGGCAGCGGCUCCUGCAAGGAGACCUUCAACCUCUACUACGCCGAAUCCGACGUGGAUUACGGCACCAACUUCCAGAAGCGGCAGUUCAAGAAGAUCGACACCAUCGCCCCCGACGAGAUCACCGUGCAGGAGGACUUCGCGGCUCGCAACGUGAAGCUGAACGUGGAGGUGCGCUCGGUGGGACCCCUCCGGAAGAAAGGCUUCUACCUGGCUUUCCAGGACCUGGGCGCCUGCGUGGCGCUGCUCUCCGUCAGGGUCUACUACCAGCAGUGCCCGGCGGUGGUGCGGGGCAUGGCCACCUUCCCGGCCACCGUGGCCGGCCCCGACUCGCAGGCGCUGGCCGAGGUGAAGGGCAGCUGCGUGGAGCGGGCGGUGGCCGAGCGGGAGCCCACCCUGCACUGCAACGCCGACGGCGAGUGGCUGGUGCCCAUCGGGCGCUGCCUCUGCCAGCAGGGCUACAGCGGGCACGGGGACAGCUGCCAAGCCUGCCCUCCUGGCUCCUUCAAGGCAGGGGUGUCCACAGAUGAGUGCCAGCCCUGCCCUGCCAACACUGUGCCCUCCCUGGCCGCUGCUGCUUCCUGCCCCUGCCAGGAUGGCUUCUUCCGUGCCCUCUCCGACCCCCCCAGCGACCCCUGCACACGUCCCCCUUCCGCCCCCCAGGGCCUGACGGCCGUGGGGCUGGGGGCGGCGGUGCAGCUGCGGUGGUCGCCGCCGGCCGACAGCGGUGGCCGUGAGGACGUCUCCUACGCGGUCAGCUGCGAGCAGUGCUGGCCUGAGAGCGGGGAGUGCCGGCCCUGCGAGCCGGGGCUGCGCUACUCGCGGCCCCCCCACGGCCUCACCGCCACCGCCGUCACCGUCACCGACCUGGAGCCCCACGUCAACUACACCUUCACGGUGGAGGCGCUGAACGGCGUGUCCCCGUGCAGCCCCCGGCGCAGCCUGGCCGCCACCACCAUCAGCGUCAACCAGACAGAGCCACCCCGGGUGACAUCGGUGAGCCUGGAUGGACGGACAGCCACCAGCCUGAUCCUCUCCUGGACGGUGCCACCCCGGCAGCAGAGUCGGGUCUGGAAGUAUGAGGUCACCUACAGCAAGAAGGUGGAUGAGAACAGCUACUCCGUGCUGCGCUGCGAGGGCUCCUCUGUCACCCUGCCCAAGCUGUCCCCUGCCACUGCCUACCUGGUGCGGGUCCAGGCUCUCACCGCCGACGGCCACGGCGCCUACAGCCCCCAGCACGAGUUCGAGACCCUGCCCGAGGGUGCUGAGGCUGCGACCUCUGCCGCUGUCAUCAGCGGCUCCGUCACCGGGGUCCUCUUCGUCCUCCUGCUCUUGGGUGCUCUCCUCUACGUGCUCCGGCGGAAGAGGAGGUCGCGGCCGCGGCAGUCUGCUGAGGAUGUCUACUUCUCCAAGUCAGACCAGCUGAAGCCCCUCAAGACCUACGUCGACCCCCACACCUACGAGGACCCCAACCAAGCCAUGCUCAAGUUCACCACCGAGAUCCCUCCAGCCUCCAUCACUCGCCAGAAGGUCAUCGGCGCCGGUGAGUUUGGAGAGGUCUACAAAGGCACCUUGAAGCGUGGCAAGAAGGAGGUGCCGGUGGCCAUCAAGACCUUGAAGGUUGGCUACACGGAGAAGCAGAGGGUGGACUUCCUGAGCGAGGCCACCAUCAUGGGGCAGUUCUGCCACCACAACAUCAUCCGCCUGGAAGGGGUCGUCUCCAAGCACAAGCCCUUCAUGAUCAUCACAGAGUACAUGGAGAACGGCGCCCUGGAUAAAUUCCUGCGGGAAAAAGAAGGGGAGUUUGGUGUCAUCCAGCUGGUGGGGAUGCUGAGGGGCAUCGCUGCUGGCAUGAAGUACUUGGCCAACAUGAACUACGUCCACCGGGACCUGGCAGCCAGGAACAUCCUGGUCAACAGCAACCUGGUCUGCAAGGUGUCAGAUUUUGGCCUCUCCAGGGUGUUGGAAGAUGACCCUGAAGCCACCUACACCACCAGUGGGGGGAAGAUCCCCAUCCGCUGGACAGCUCCCGAAGCCAUCUCCUACCGCAAGUUCACCUCGGCCAGCGACGUCUGGAGCUACGGCAUCGUCAUGUGGGAGGUGAUGUCCUACGGAGAGAGGCCCUACUGGGAGCUCUCCAACCAUGAGGUGAUGAAGGUGAUCAACGAGGGCUUCCGCCUGCCUGCCCCCUUGGACUGCCCCUCUGCCAUCUACCAGCUGAUGCUGCAGUGCUGGCUGCAGGAGCGCGCGCGGCGCCCCAAGUUCGCCGACAUCGUCAGCAUCCUGGACAAGCUGAUCCGAGCCCCCGAGUCCCUCAAGGCCCUGGCAGACUUCGACCCUCGGGUCUCCAUCCGCCUGCCCAGCACCAGUGGCUCGGAGGGGGUCCCCUUCCGCUCCGUCCCCGAGUGGUUGGAGUCCAUCCGCAUGCCGCAGUACACAGAGCACUUCAUGGCCUCAGGCUACAGCACCAUUGAGAAGGUCCUGCAGAUGACCACUGAGGACAUCAAGAAGAUCGGCGUGCGGCUGCCGGGGCACCAGAAGCGCAUCGCCUACAGCCUGCUGGGGCUGCAGGAGGGGGCUGCUGCUGGGGGGGCUGCCAGUUAACACCCCCCCC
Molecule: messenger RNA, 2941 nt
Organism: Dryobates pubescens (Downy woodpecker)
Lineage: Eukaryota; Metazoa; Chordata; Aves; Piciformes; Picidae
Gene: EPHA2
Product: EPH receptor A2
Exons: 17
Coding region: 16-2931 (971 amino acids)
Biological process (GO): cell surface receptor protein tyrosine kinase signaling pathway; protein phosphorylation; axon guidance
Cellular component (GO): neuron projection; plasma membrane
Molecular function (GO): transmembrane-ephrin receptor activity; protein binding; ATP binding
Source: RefSeq, a predicted model, not a curated record